Molecule: messenger RNA, 1988 nt
Organism: Radiomyces spectabilis
Lineage: Eukaryota; Fungi; Mucoromycota; Mucoromycetes; Mucorales; Radiomycetaceae
Product: putative diphthamide synthesis protein-domain-containing protein
Exons: 7
Coding region: 304-1605 (433 amino acids)
Biological process (GO): protein histidyl modification to diphthamide
Molecular function (GO): 2-(3-amino-3-carboxypropyl)histidine synthase activity
Source: RefSeq, a predicted model, not a curated record
GUCCCCUUUGAGCUAUGCUGAAUGGUUUAUUAGCAUGGCAUUAGGCAAGCUGUUGACAAAUAAAAUCAAUUUGCAUCGCUGUCAAGUAUUGAUAUAUAUUUCUUAAAUUAUACACACAGUUCACUGCAUUUCGUGAUAUUGUGUUUGGAGAACCGAUUUUCUAAUGGCAUGGGUAUCGUCGACAAUAAGCUUUUUUUUAUUCGUGGCGGUGACACAAACCGAGCGGUGAUUUGGGGCCGGUUGACAUGACGGGUGGCUUGGGAAAUUAUCGCCCGCUCUCUUCUCACUUUUCCCACUUGCACUAUGGCCACCACCCAGGAGAAGCCCAGAAAACGAUUCGUCGGUCGAGCUCGUAAGACUCAGAAUAUUGAAGCGGAAGCCGGUGGAGCCAUUGAAGAUGGAGCAGUUGGAUUCGCAAAGGCACCACGAUCCCGAGCUGGACGAGUGAUGAAUCAAGUGCCUGAUGAGAUUCUCAACGAUGCCUUACUCAACAAAGCGAUUGAACAAAUUCCUUCCAACUACAAUUUCGAAAUCCAUAAAACCGUGUGGCGAGUACGACGAGCCAAUGCCAAACGAGUCGCUCUUCAACUGCCGGAGGGCUUAAUGAUGUUUGCCUGCGUGUUGGCUGAUAUUCUUGAAGUCUUCUGCCAAGCGGAAACCUUGAUCAUGGGCGAUGUGACUUACGGCGCCUGCUGUAUUGAUGAUUACACGGCACGGGCCUUGGGAUGCGAUUUUCUCGUUCAUUACGGACACAGUUGUUUGGUGCCCGUCGAUAUUACUGAAAUCAACACGCUUUACGUUUUUGUCGAUAUUGGCAUUGACACGGAUCAUUUCAUUGCCACCAUCAGAAAGAAUUUCGAACCUGGCAAAAAGUUGGUGCUUGUAGGCACCAUUCAGUUUGGAACCGCAUUGCAAGCGGCCCGUACAGCGUUGGCUGACACUUAUCAAGUGGUGGUACCUCAAUCCAAGCCUUUAUCGCCUGGUGAGAUUCUUGGCUGCACCUCACCAAAGAUGCCGGGUAUGGAUGCUAUUGUGUGUAUCGGUGACGGCCGUUUCCAUCUUGAAUCCAUCAUGAUUCAUAAUCCCGAACUACCUGCUUUCCAAUACAAUCCUUAUGGCAAAACGUUCACUCGCGAACGCUACGAUCACGAGGAGAUGUACUCUUUGAGAAAACAUGCGAUCAGCCUUUCCAAGCAGGCCAAGAAAUUCGGUCUCAUUUUGGGUACCUUGGGACGACAGGGCAAACCGUCCAUCAUGGAAUACCUGGAACAAAGCAUUCGUGAGGCAGGCAAAGAAUCAGUCUUGGUCCUGUUGUCUGAAAUUUUCCCCGGUAAACUUUCCCAAUUUGAUGAUGUCGAUGCAUGGAUCCAAAUUGCGUGUCCUCGAUUAUCCAUCGAUUGGGGGUAUGCGUUCCCCAAGCCUUUAUUAACGCCAUAUGAAGCGUCGAUUGUGUUGGACAAGGCCAAAUGGCAAGAUGUCUAUCCCAUGGAUUUCUAUUCCAACGAAAGCUUGGGACCUUGGACGCCGAAUCAUGGUCGCAAUGUGCAACGAGCACCACGAAGAAGAGAUCCCAAACCCGCUCCUGCUGCUUCUCUCCCAUCAUAGACAAAUCCCUCCUUUUUCACAUCCAAUCCAUCCAUCGCUUUUUGUUUUUGUGUUUUAUUCCUCAUUGUCAUGAAUUUGAAUCCAUGGUCAUUGUAUUGUUUUUUUAUCGUCAGGCUAGUAUACAGUAUUCCUACAGACUUUGCUUACUGCUUAACAAGCCAUUGAAUUUUUCGCAUCACCAGUUUGCUCGUAUGGGAUAUGGUUUUCCCUCCCAGUUUAUCGUUUUUUCAUUGGAUCAAAAAAGCCCUCCAUGUAAAAUAUAUCAGACGUUCUUUGUUAGAGCGUUGCUAGCCGUGGGUCACCAGACUGUCUAAAUUUAGUCUCAAGAUAUUGCGAUCAUUCGAUGCUGAUGCAGAAAAAGAAGGAAACAUUUUCGGUAAAAG